Messenger RNA from Indicator indicator, 1014 nucleotides. It is a transcript of the gene GPR26, whose product is annotated as G protein-coupled receptor 26. Gene Ontology annotation, cellular component: membrane. The transcript has 3 exons. The record is from RefSeq and is a predicted model, not a curated record. Gene Ontology annotation, molecular function: G protein-coupled receptor activity. Gene Ontology annotation, biological process: adenylate cyclase-activating G protein-coupled receptor signaling pathway. Bases 1 to 1014 code for a protein of 337 amino acids. NCBI's taxonomy places the organism in Eukaryota, Metazoa, Chordata, Aves, Piciformes, Indicatoridae.
AUGAGCAUCUGGGAGGUGAUCCUGGCUUUCGUGGUGGUGGUGCUGAUGCUCGUGGCCCUGCUGGCCAACGUGCUGGUGCUGAUGUGCUUCCUGUACAGCGCUGACAUCCGCAAGCAGGUCCCGGGAUUGUUCAUCCUCAACCUCACCUUCUGCAACCUGUUGAUGACUGUUCUCAAUAUGCCCCUGACCUUGGCUGGGAUCAUUUACAAGAGUCAACCAGCAGGAGAUCAGAUCUGCCACGUUGUGGGCUUCCUGGAGACUUUUCUCACCACGAACUCCAUGCUGAGCAUGGCAGCUUUGAGCAUUGACAGGUGGAUCGCUGUCGUCUUCCCCCUCAGUUACCACUCCAAAAUGAGGUACAGAGAUGCUGCUCUCAUACUGAGCUACACGUGGUUGCACUCCGUGUCCUUCCCCAUAGUGGCAGCAUCUCUCUCCUGGGUGGGUUUCCAUCACCUCUAUGCCUCCUGCACCCUGUACAACAAGAGACCAGAGGAUAGGACACAGUUUGUGAUUUUCACUGUGGUCUUUCAUACCCUCAGCUUCCUCCUCUCCCUUGUAGUCUUGUGUUUCACAUAUCUCAAAGUGCUGAAGGUGGCACGGUUUCACUGUAAGCGGAUUGAUGUGAUCACUAUGCAGACCCUGGUGCUGCUUGUGGACAUCCACCCCAGCGUACGAGAGCGUUGUCUAGAGGAGCAGCGGAGACGCAGGCAGCGAGCAACCAAGAAGAUCAGUACCUUCAUUGGGACUUUCAUUCUGUGCUUUGCACCUUAUGUAAUUACAAGGCUUGUUGAAUUAUCCUCUGUGGUGCACAUCAGCUCCCACUGGGGAAUCAUGUCCAAGUGCUUAGCUUACAGCAAAGUGGUUUCAGACCCUUUUGUGUACUCUUUGCUGCGGCACCAGUACAAGAAGACAUGGAAAGACCUCAUAAACAAGAUCCUCAAAAGAAGCUCCAUCAACUCUUCUGCCCUCGCAGGCGAGCCGCACAGUCGGAAUAUUUUGCAGCUGAAUGAGUGA